Bombina bombina (fire-bellied toad) is the source of this 1169-nucleotide messenger RNA. It is a transcript of the gene STARD3NL, whose product is annotated as STARD3 N-terminal like. The transcript has 9 exons. NCBI's taxonomy places the organism in Eukaryota, Metazoa, Chordata, Amphibia, Anura, Bombinatoridae. The record is from RefSeq and is a predicted model, not a curated record. The coding region runs from base 171 to 881 and encodes 236 amino acids.
CGCUGUGCUACUGCCUCCAGCCUCAAGUGAUCGCAUUGACACCAAGGCACAGGCCAGCAGCAGGCUGCAGGUGGAGGCGGUCGCUGACACCAACAUAACCCUAGGGAGCAGACAUGAAGUUUAUAAAGUGAUGGUAAAGAAGAGAAGAAGGUACUCCGUUCACUGUCACGAUGAAUCAUCAGUCAGGUGACAUAGAGUACUCCCGGAGAAGCCUUUUGGGUUCUCAGAGUUCUGUACAUGACGUGCAAUCAAUCAACAGCUCUGAACUGAUGUCCAGAAUUGAAUCCUAUGAGGGUUUGGAAAAAAAAGUAAUCUCAGACGUCAGAAGAACAUUUUGCCUCUUUGUCACCUUUGAUUUCCUAUUUGUCACUUUACUUUGGAUUAUUGAGCUGAAUGUAAAUGGUGGCAUUAAGGAUGCACUACAGAAGGAAGUAUUGCAAUAUGACUACUAUUUUUCAUUUUUUGACAUAUUCGUUUUAUCAUUCUUUCGUUUUACUGUGUUAAUUCUUGCUUAUGCAAUAAUCAGACUGCGUCACUGGUGGGCAGUAGCUGUUACAACAGCAACAACUUGUGCCUUCUUGCUAGUAAAAGUUAUUCUAUCUAAGCUGUUCUCGCAGGGUGCUUUUGGCUACGUACUUCCUAUUAUGUCCUUCAUCCUGGCUUGGAUAGAAGCUUGGUUCUUGGAUUUCAAAGUAUUGCCUCAAGAAGCUGAAGAGGAAAAUAGACUGCUGAUGAUCCGGAGAGUUUCAGAACGAGCUGUCCUCCUCCCACCUGCACCUAUGUCUGAGGGGCAGUUUUACUCCCCACCUGAAUCUAUUGCAGAUUCAGAUUCGGAUGAGGAAACAGAAGAAAAGCAGGAUGAUGAAAAGCCACUUGUGUAGUCCAGUGUCAGACAAAAGGCAUUCCCUGGAGCACUCUUCUGUUAUACUGGUCAUUGUUUACAGGAAAGCUAAGCCAACCUAUGCCUUUCUCAUGGGUGCACUUCACCAAUGCUGCUGUAUAACCCAGGAAGUGCAAUAGGACUGUUAACAAACGGCCUCUUGUUGAAUGGGGCAUCAUUGACUUAUAUCAGUUGAUUUGGAAGUGCAGAAUGUAAAGAAGCCUGCUGAGAUUUUAUUGAAUUAUUUCUUCAAACUGGCGGAAGCAUUAAACAUCAUCUGAAGCUUUCA